GGCGAGGCGCUGGAGGACAGCGGGCUCGGUGGCGCCGCGGCUGAGAGAAGGGUGAGCGAGGGGGAGCCGCGGCCGCGGGUGCCGCAGGGAUGGCGGCGGCGAGGGGGUUAACCCCUGAGGGGAGGCCCGCGGGCCCCUCCGGCCCCCGCUGAGCGCUCCUCCGCGCUGCGCGCAGCCGUCACGCCCCUUCCCCCGCGGGCGGGCCGGCGCCGUCCCGGCACUGCAGUCGCCAUAGAGACCGCGCUGCACGCCAUGGGGCGGAGGCUGGGCCGGGGGGCGCCGCGUUAGCCCAUCCCCCGCGGCGGCCGGGCUCCGCAGGGACUCGCCCCGAGGAGCCGCCGCCGCCGCCGCCGCCUCGGCCCCGUUCCAGUCGCUGGUUAAAUGGAAGCCACUCCUGGGAUCUGGAUGGUUUCUACUGACAUAGACUUUGUGUAGCAGCUCCAUCGCGUCAGAGGGUUGCAAUGAGUGGAGGAGGGGAGCAGCCUGACAUCCUCAGUGUGGGAAUCUUGGUCAAAGAAAGAUGGAAAGUGUUGAGGAAAAUAGGAGGCGGAGGAUUUGGAGAAAUUUACGAUGCACUGGACUUGCUUACUCGGGAAAAUGUUGCACUGAAGGUCGAAUCAGCUCAGCAGCCAAAGCAAGUGCUGAAAAUGGAAGUAGCUGUGUUGAAGAAAUUGCAAGGAAAAGAUCAUGUUUGUAGAUUCAUUGGAUGUGGAAGGAACGACAGAUUUAACUAUGUGGUCAUGCAGUUGCAGGGUCGGAACUUGGCAGACCUGCGUCGGAGCCAGUCUCGAGGAACAUUCACCAUUAGUACCACUCUGCGGCUUGGGAAGCAGAUUUUGGAAUCUAUUGAAAGUAUUCAUUCUGUGGGAUUUCUGCACAGGGACAUAAAACCGUCUAACUUCGCAAUGGGACGUUUUCCUAGCACCUGUAGGAAGUGUUAUAUGCUGGAUUUUGGCUUGGCACGGCAAUUUACCAACUCAUGUGGGGAUGUCAGACCAAUUUCUUCAGCAGAUACUGCAAAUAACCUGGAACAAUGUAAAAGCAUGUUCUCCAAAAAACAUAGUACUCUAUUGCCACGAGCUGUCGCUGGUUUUCGAGGAACAGUACGAUAUGCGUCAAUCAAUGCUCAUAGAAACAGAGAAAUGGGUCGACAUGAUGACCUCUGGUCCCUGUUCUACAUGUUGGUGGAAUUUGUGGUUGGGCAACUGCCUUGGAGAAAAAUAAAAGAUAAGGAGCAAGUGGGCUCCAUUAAAGAAAGGUAUGAGCACAGACUUAUGUUGAAACAUCUUCCUCAAGAAUUCAAUGUCUUUCUGGAUCACAUUUCUAAUUUAGAUUACUUUACAAAGCCUGAUUACCAGCUUCUCAUGUCUGUGUUUGACAACAGCAUGAAAACAUUUGGGGUUAUUGAAAGUGACCCUUUUGACUGGGAGAAGAGUGGAACUGAUGGCUCUCUGACAACAACAACAACUUCAACCACGCCUCAGUUACACACUCGUCUUACUCCAGCUGCAAUUGGGAUUGCCAAUGCCACUCCAAUCCCAGGAGAUUUGCUGCGAGAAAACACAGAUGAAGUGUUUCCUGAUGAGCAGCUCAGUGAUGGAGAGAAUGGUAUUCCAGUUGGUGUCUCACCAGAAAAAUUGCCUGGAUCCCCUGGGCAUCAGCGUCCUCAGGAAAAAGACGUUUGGGAAGAAAUGGAUGCAAACAGAAACAAAAUCAAACUAGGGAUCUGUAAGGCUGCCACAGAGGAAGAAAACAGCCAUGGGCCAGUGAAUGGAAUGCUUAAUGCGCCGAGUCUCGGUUCUCCAAUUCGUGUUCGCUCUGAGACCACCCAGCUAGACAGAGAUGUCCCACUGGUGCGAAAGUUACGUUCAAUUCACAGCUUCGAACUGGAGAAGCGUCUGACCUUGGAGUCAAAGCCAGACACUGAUAAAUUUCUUGAGACCUGUUUGGAGAAGAUGCAGAAAAACUUGAAUGCUGCGUCAGAGACUCCUGUUGCUGCUGUUCCUCCUCUUUCUCAGAAAACACCCAUUCCUGCCUCUGUGACUGCCCGCAUGGACCAUGUUUGGCACUAUGAUGAAGAAUAUCUUCCAGACCCUUCAAGGCCCGUGUCAGCUAGUUCUCCAGAACAUGUUGAUGGUGUUAUUAGCAAUGGAUUUGUAGCUGUCAACUUAAGCUCCUGCAGGCAGGAGGUUGAUUCUAAGGAAUGGGUGAUAAUAGAUAAGGAACGGGACUUGCAGGACUUCAGGAUAAAUGAGGCUUUAGGGCACAAAACGACUGGAAGUCCCUCAGAUGAAGAGCCAGAGGUACUACAGGUUCUAGAGGAAUCCGGUCCAGAAGAGCAGCCCAGACAGGGUGGUUGGGCAGGAAACAGUGUCCAUGCCAAGAACCAAACCUCAGGGGUGGAGUUUGUUCUAGCCAUGGAGUGUCAUCCUGCUGCUUCCGAACAGCUUACAGAUAAAUUGGAACUUCUGUCUGGAGCUGCUGGACAGCUUCUUGCAGCCACCCCUACAAGUCCUAUGGAAGCUCAAGCAGAAGGAGCACUCACUCCGCUCAACUCAUCUCAUAUGCUGCAUUUCUCCACUCCAAGAAUUUCAAGUCCCAUCCUCCGCACCAUGAGCCCUAUAGCCUAUCUAUCCAUCCACUCGGACCCCCUGAAAGAGGCUGGUUUGCCAAGGAGUCAGUCAGCAGAGAGCCACUCCUCUUCCUCCCGCUCAACUGGUCGUAGGCAGCUUCCUGUCAUUCCCUGUGGCAACAAGUUCCCCCCUGUCAUUCGCAUCUCAAAAGCACAACUGCAGCAGAUAACAAUACCCAGACCUUCAGUGGCAUCCACACAGUCUGCUUCAGAGAGCUUUCAUUAUGGCCACCAGCUAGAGAAGAGAGAGCAGGAUGCUCAGUCUAUGGAGCACACCGUGGAACUUUCCUCUCCAAAGGAAAGUUUGCCAGGUUUGGUUGUGACAGAAGAUGCACUUCCAGCUAGUGCCAGUAGACCAGAUUUGGUACUUAAUAUCAGCCAAGAGGUGCUUGAUAGGGAAGGACUUGUCAAAGAAUGUGUCAGUGUCAUGAACUGUGGCCAAAAGGACCUACCUGAACAACAUAGUAGGAUACAGGAAGAGAAAGAACUUGAAAAUAUUCCUGUAGAGGAAGCUGAGGAAGAAAGGCUUCCAGUGGUUUCUGAGGAUGCCAUUGAAAUGCUAAGCAAAGAACAGAAUUCUUUGCCAGGAAACUCAAAAUCUGCAGAGGAAGAACCUCUAACAAAUACUGAUGCUGCUGAAGAAUCAAAGCCAAGGCCCAUCUGUUUGGUGCCAAAUCAAGAUGAGGUUCUGAAGUCGAUAGCACCUAAAACAACAGAAUUUUCUCCCUCAAGACUUACCAACCCACAUGUCAAUAGACAGGCAUGCAAAAUAGCACCAGUUCAGGAAAAUGGCUUUCAUUUUAAUAAGGAAGAAGUUCAUAUCCAAGACUUGAAAUGCCACCAAGUGGCCCUUACUACUUUUUUGCACCAGGAGGACAAAAAAGAGAAAAAUGCUCCCAGAAAUGGAGAGUUAUUCCACUGCAUUUCAGAAAACGAGAAUGCUCAUCGACCUAAGAAGGACUUAGUUAAAUCUCCUUUUGUAUUCAGGCAGAGCCGAAUCCCAGUUUUAGCACAAGAGAUAGACUCAACGUCAGAGUCCUCUUCUCCUGUUUCAGCAAAGGAAAAGCUGCUUCUAAAAAAGGCCCAUCAGACAGACUUGGUCAGACUACUCAUGGAAAAGAGACAGCUUAAAUCUUUCCUUGGUGACCUCUCAAGUGCCUCUGAUAAGUCACUGGAGGAAAAAAUGGCUGCUGCUCCAGUACCGUUUUCUGAGGAUGAUGUCUUAUCCUCAUUUUCUAGAUUGACUCUGGACUCUCAUUUCAGCAAGCAGAUGGAAGAUAGCUCUUUAUCUCCAAGCAGCCCUCAGUCCAGAAAAAGCAAGAUUCCAAGGCCAGUGUCCUGGGCAACCACUGAUCAAGUCACCAGUUCAAGUUCAGCUCAGUUCUUUCCUCGGCCACCUCCAGGAAAACCGCCUACUAGACCUGGGGUAGAAGCUAGGUUACGCAGAUACAGAGUCCUAGGGAGUAGCAGCUCGGACUCAGAUCUUAUCUCUCGUCUGGCUCAAAUCCUACAGAAUGGAUCUCAAAGACCAAGGAGUUCUACCCAGUGUAAGAGUCCAGGAUCUCCACAUAGCCCAAAAACACCACCCAAAAGCCCUGUCAUCCCCCGACGCAGUCCCAGUGCCUCCCCUAGGAGCUCUUCUUUACCCCGUACUGCCAGUUCUUCUCCGUCCCGGGCUGGGAGACCCCAUCAUGAUCAGAGGAGUUCAUCCCCACAUCUUGGGAGGAGUAAAUCACCUCCUAGCCAUUCAGGCUCCUCAUCUUCUAGGAGAUCCUGCCAACAAGAGCACUGCUGCAACAAACCAAGCAAGAAUGGUCUGAAAGGAUCUGGCAGUUCCUUCCACCAUUCCCCCAACACUAAGACUCCCACAGGAAAGAGCAAAUCAACCACUAAGCUUAGCAGAUAGGAACUGGGCCUUGACAGGUAUAAAGCCUCCUCCUAAAUCUGAUGCAUGUUGUGUCUGUGUACUGUGUAUUUAAAAAAAUAAUGAAAAAAAGUAUAUUAAAAAAAAAAAAAAGGUGUUGAAUCUGCGCUUUUUAAAGAAAGCAAGCAUCAUAAACUAUUCAUGAGAAAGCAUUCUGUGUAAAUAAGUGGCCAGGCAUUGCCUAAGAGCAGGCAGCAAGCAGAUCCGCGGAGGGGAAGUCGAGGCCAGGAUAAGAAUGACUAGGUAGUCAAAGAGGUGCAAUGUUAUUUAGAGUAAAAAAUAUCUCUAAGGUGAGUGUUUUAAAAAGAUAUUUAUUUCUAUGUUUUUAGUUUACCUAGCUAGAUUUGGCCUAAUUAUUUAAGGCCUUACAUACUCAAGGAGUAUGUAAGAAAACCUGCAACGGUUAUUCCCAAAAUAACGUCACCACUUGGGAGAUAAGUACUGCUCAAGCGUGUCUUUGCAGUUUUAAAAAAGCACACAAUUUAGAAGAUGGUGGUAUUUCUACCUUAUAAGCCUCUUCCAUUUUGAGCUGCACACAACUCUGAGUCACUCAGUGCUCAUCUUGUCCCUUGUCUGCUGUGGCACAGACUUUUACCUAAGGAAGUAUCAUAUACCUUGCCUCUUCUUGACACUGAUGACAUUUUAAAAAUUAAUACUAACAUUUGCCAAGAUGCUUUUAUAGCUAUAUUCUUUAGAAAUCUGUUUAGUACUCAUUAGGAUCCAAGAAGCUAAUUUUCAGUUCUAUAUCAUACACUUCUUUAGGAGUCGUAGUGGGGUCCUUCAAACAUAACGGUACAGCACCUUUUGCUAUAUUCAGAAGAGAAUAGUGGGUAAGAAUAGUAACGCACAAGAACGCAAGUGUGAGAAGGAAGCAGCCAGCUCUCCCUAAUUAUUCCUGAUGUGGGAAUGCUGGAUGCAUAGGAGACUUGUCAGUUACUGAUCUGCUUGCUGUAGUCAUAUUGCCUCUCCAGCCAGCAUCUGUGCUUUUUUAUUUAACCUCUGCCAAAUGAAUACCUUUGGAUUAAAAAGGGAAUAUUUUGUCUCUGAGCUAACACAUUCUAAUGCUGCAUUAAAGCUGCCCUGGAGCUGCACUGAAGUUCACUUGCUUUGUCAGACUAUGUUGAUUUAAUCUUUUUUAGUUUCUUACAAUGAAUAUGUAUAUUGUUUCCCAUAUGUAAUGUAGCACAGUGUGGAACCUUAAUUUCAUUCAGGUUUCAAGCACUACAGAUGAAUGCAAUAGGUAGGGUAUACCUGCUUUUUUUGAAGAAACUGUACCAUUGGAAAGUCCUAUUCCUUUGUAUUAUAUUGUAUAAUAGGUGCUAUACCAAUAAUUGCAUGUCCUCAUGAUAAAUUAUAUAAUAUAAAUAUUUAUAUAUAUACAUACAUGUAUAUGCUUAUAUAAACUCAUUCUUUCUCAUUUUUCAUUUGUAAUUUAUGGACCACAAAUAAUACAGUUCCCUUUCUGUUAGUUACUGAAUACUUUUGGCAUUACAUCUUCUAUUUCCCCCCUAAAAUUUCUGGAAUGCACAAAUUCUAGCAGCCUUUAUACCUUGGUACAAGAUUGAAGGACUGCUGAUUUCUCAACCAGCCAAUGUUUUGUCUUGCAGCUUGUUUUUUUUCUUUAUAAUUUUGUGUGUGCAUUUGCAUAUGGAACAAGAAGAGAGACUCAGAAGUAUUUUUAUUUUUGAUUACAGAUAGGGCUCAUUUUGAUUUCAUAAUGUGAGUUCUAAAUUGCUAUGAAUGCUCUUCAUAUACGAGCAGUGACAGUCAAUGAAUACCUAACAGAUGAAUGUGACAACAACAAAUUCUAUCUUUUCCUUCCUAUUUUCUUCAUGUUUCGUUAGGUAUACCAUAAAAAGAAUUUGGUCCCAUUGUGAUAUUUUUGCCUUGGGCACUGCUGGAUUUAUUUGUUAAGGUGGUGUGGCAGCCUAUGAUUAUUUUUCCUCCCCUCUCCCUUAUUUCUCCAAAGCAUUUAUUGUGGUCUUGUAAGUUUAUUCCUAUAUUAACAUGGUCAGUUUUAAUAGGUACCAACUUCAUGCAUCCUUGCCUGAAACACUGAAGUCAAGGUGUUUAUAUUUUCUCUCCAGUGGAGCAGGAUCCAGAAACAGGUAAUUGCUUUGCAGGUGAGAAAGAAUAUAACACCCAAGGAUUUUUUUAUGCUGUCUUCAAAGUACAAACUUGUCCAUUGUUACACAUUACUAUGUAAAAUAAACCAAUGCUGUAGAAAUGCACUUGUACUUGAACUACUUGCCAAUGUAAAAAUAGUAAACUAUGCCAAAAUGGAGAAAGAGAUACCAAUCAUGAUUGAUGACCCAGGCUUCUUUCAGUGCAGAAAAAGGUAGAAGGACUGUAUAUCCUCAGUUGCUUUUUGCUGUGGAUUCAACAGAAUCUAGUGAGAAAAUCAUGAAGAUAUGGAUGGAGGAGUGAUUGUGAAUAACUUUAUCUGAACUACCCACUCCUCUGGAGUUUUUUAUUGCUUGAUACCCUCCCCCCAGAAGUUUACAGAACUGCUUACUAUAGUCUGACAUAGCAGUCAGUUAAUGUAGUUAGGUAGUGGUCAGCUGAUCAACUCAUACAUAAAUAUUAGCUUAAUAUUUCUAGAGGGCCUGCAUAAUCAAGAACUCUGUAAGCUUCAAUAUUUGCAUAUGCAACUGACUCUGCAUAAAACCACCGAUGUACAUGUGUGUGGCCCUUGUGCAGAGCGUGAAUGAAUGGUUUACGGAGGGUUAUCUGCAACAACUUUUCAGGGACGGGGAAGAUUUUUCUCCAUUGUACAAAACGGUUAGUUAUUCUGCAUAGCACGCAGCAGCUUACACAGGGAUUUUAGCUGGGAAACAAUAUAAUUCAAGGAGCCGUUGCUUUGUCCUCUUCAAGCCUCCAUUUCUUUGGAGGGCAGUGCAAUGGAGCCAUGACAUGUAGCAGAUGCAGAUGCUGCACACACAUUUCUUCUUUAUGGCGUUUCCUGUGUUGUGGCCAGCACUUUGGAGUAUUUUUUUAGAAAAAUUGAGGCAUGAAGCCUUUAAACUAAAAUAGAACUUGAAAAGACUGAACAUUUCACACUACUUUUGUGCUGUGAUAUUGCAUGGUAUUCUAAGUUGCAACCUCAAAAAUCUAUACUAAUAUUAAUAAACCUCAUUAUUAAUUAUAAAUGCCAAUUACUACUUAAGUAAAACCCUGUUAAAAGUAAUAGAAGGUGUGAUACAGUAGAGCAACACUGGCAAGCUGUAUGAUGCUAGGCACCUAUCUACUACUUGAGCAGGAUCGGUAAGCAUAGGAAAUUUCAGUGCUCAAUGGCAGGAACAAUAUGAGGUCUUAACUGCUAGUUAUUUACAAUUAUUCAGGAGGUAAACCCCUGGGGAGUGACACGGGGCAUUAUAGCCACCAGCCACAUCCUGGCUUGGGAAAUCUGGUCAUUCUUGCCUUGAAGCCUGCAUGUUUGAGAUUGAGCUUUCUCGCAUACCUCACUAAACAGUCUUGAUGUAAAGAGGAGGAUCUGGUCCCAUAUAUUUAAAAUUUGCUUGAAAUAUUUUUCAUCUGGAAAAGACUUGCAAGAUCUCUAUCAUUUACAAUUUGUAGUAUCACGGUAUUAACUAUAGCUGGGAAAACACACAGUUUUGAUUUUAUAUAUAUAUAUAAAAAUAUGCAUUUGUACAUAAGUGUAUCUAUAUAUACACUUAUAUAGAUACUGUAUAUUCUCUAGAAACAUAUAUACAUACAUAUAUAUGUGUGUAUAUACAUAUAGAUAGGAACAGUCUCAGCUAUUGCAUCCCGUUUACUAGAAUUCAUGUGCCAGAGUGAGCUGAGGCCUGUUAUGCUUUGAUUUGCUCUGAUCUCCUCUUCAUCUACCAUAAUUUUGCUAUGCCCUAAUUCUGAUUCCGUGUCUUUUCCAUAUUACAAGGCCUGAUCCUAUAGUCCUACCUGGGCAAAACUCCCAUAAGUCCUUCUUAUUGCAGUAACAUUUAUGCAAUGGUUGACUGUAACGUUUCUAAAAAUACAGUUUCAUUUUCUCUUCAGUGAGAAUGUAGACAAAGCCAGACUUAAAGUACAGACGCUUUCCUGUAAGCAGAAUUUUUCCAUGAUGGAUUGGACAUUUUUGUGGAACACUAAGAGACAUAAAAUCUGGUAAGAAGAAAGUGAUUAUUCCAGUUCCUUAAAAGGGUUUAAUGGCAGACUAGGGAUAUAUGCCCCCAAUUUUUAUAUAGGUGUUAAACGAGAGAGGAAUCUUCUGAAAUGGAGCAGGAGAAUUUUAGCUCAAAGUCAAAUUUGUUUCACAUUAUAGGUCUAUAAUAUAUUGAUCUUAAUUUUUUCAUGCAGGACUGUGAGGUGACGAGAGCGAUGCCUACCUUGUCAAUUCCAGUGAGCAAGGGGCUUCUUAGGUGUUUUAAGUUAACACCAUUUUUCCCUGUGGCACAUUCUCUGUAUGCAUUUCUGCUAUAAGGAGUGGUCAGAGAACUGUGAGUUACAGAAAUUAAAAGCCUUGACAAUUAUCCAUGAUUCCUUUCUUCAAGUGGUAAAAGCUUUGGAUGCUCAUUCCUAUUUCUGAAACUUAUGGAACAGGGCAUAAUAUUUUUAUUCUACUUUUAGCUAACUAAGUAGGCAGUGGACUGAAGAGUUUUGUUUGCUGUUUUGCUUUUGGCUGAAAUGUCUGUUUGCAAUUACUGCAAUUUUCAGUAACCAGUAACACUGGUAAAAGGAAGCGAGGUUCAGUGUUUUGACUACAUGCAGUAGGUAGGCAUAGGGCAUACAUUUCUUAGCUAAUACAUGCAAUUCGCAUAAACACGCACCUCACAGAAGAAUACCUCAGCUGUCUGCUUGAAGCCAGCCUUACCUACAUUUAACAGUUGUAAAAGAGAAAUUAUAUAAAUCAGCCUGAAUUGUGUAAUAAUUGUCUGGAAUUAUGCUGAUACUGUCAAAUGCUGAAAAGUUUUAUCACUCACUUUCCUGUGGUUUAAAUAAUCAGGCUUUUAAAUGUUAACCUUUAAGGUUUGUUUUGUUUUGCUUUUUAAAGAAAAAUGCAUAGGAGGGAGCAUAUUGUAUUUGAAGUCUAAGGUAUUAGCUUGGCUAUUACUCUAGCCAUCCAGGUUUGAACAUGUAGGCUGGUUUUACUCUCCAUUGCUGGGUAACACCUUCUAUCCAAAUAGCAGUAGUGACAAACUCAAAUGUUAGCAUAUGUCAUUUAGGUAUUUUGCUCCUGUUUCUCCUCUGCACGAAGAGCUUGGAUCCUUGCGAAUUCUUGCUGGUUUUGUGCAGGUGAAACUUCCAUUAAAAUCAGUAUAGGGUCUUGUUUUGAGUUGGUUUCCCCUGUUUAGAGGCUGAAGGAAUAAACUCACUCUAUAAAUACCAUAUUUGCGGUUGCUGUAUUUUAAAUUGGGAAAUGCUUAUUUUUUAAUAGUAUUAUGACAUGACAUGCCUUUUGCUCUCUCCUUUUGUGUAAGAAUGACUGCUGAGAGCCAGCUUUGGCCAAGAGCACAAAGUGGUUCCUUCUGAAACAAUACCACAAGUGGGCUACUCAUAGGAGGUUCUGAUCAUCCACAGCUGUCUGUGGGAAUUCAGGUGGAAUUAAUUUGAGUUACAGAUGUUCAUUUCCUUUUGAGAUCACUUGAUCUUUGGCCUAACUUUUAUAUAAAGGACCUAUAGUACACAGCAGACAAGCUUGCUCCAAAAGAUACAGUGUAAUUAGUUUGGUCUGCCUGGCUUCAAAUCCUUUUAAAUCCGUAUCUGCUGCGUGGCAGGCAAGUUUGACACAAGGUGAGGUGGGAUUUUUUUUUGGCUAUUUCACAUCUUUUUUUUGUCUGACUGGAGAUCUGGAUUGGUUGCCUAACAGCCUUCUCUGCAACCUCUUUACUUUCCUUGGCUAGAAAGCAAGAUUUGAAAUUCUUCCCCAACCUCUAACUUUCUGUCCGUAGAGUCAGCCCAGAGGUGAGUUGCAGUGCUUGCGCUAACAGAUGUCAAUUUUCAGAUGCUUUCCUAUGAACAUCCAAUCUAGUAAAUUAAGGAAAUCACCAGCAAUGCCUUCAGACAAGUACUGACUUUUUGAAGCUGCCAACACAAUGGCUGCUAAUCUAAAAUCUCUGGGCAAUGCCACAAAGAAAGAAACCUGUGUAUUAAUUAAAAAUACAAUGUUGUCGCCCUGUAAGAAAUUAAGUACUCAAUAGUAGAAUCUGCAGAGUGAUUAAAUUAAGUGGAAAGUAGUUCCAAAAUUGUUUGUUACCAUUGAGGAAGACACAUGUUGAGUCCUUCAAAUUCUCUUGCUUAGCAAUUACAGUUCUCUUCCCCUGCUUGGAAAUCUUCUAAGCCAUUCUGUUCCUUUUAAGUUUGCUCAGGCACCCAAGAACAUAAAGAGUUAAUGCCCUUGUAAUGGUCAUUUGUACAUAAAGUUGUAAUUAUUUAUUUUCUCAUUUGUACCAUAUCAAGGCUUUGUACAAUGUUUUACGUUUUGUUUUCAAAUUAUUUUGUAUUUUAUUUUUAUAAACUGGUUCUAAAUAAAAUAUUCAUUCAGCAUGCAAAA
Tyto alba (common barn owl) is the source of this 11064-nucleotide messenger RNA. It is a transcript of the gene TTBK2, whose product is annotated as tau tubulin kinase 2. Gene Ontology annotation, biological process: peptidyl-serine phosphorylation; cilium assembly; signal transduction. The transcript is spliced from 17 exons. Gene Ontology annotation, molecular function: ATP binding; protein serine/threonine kinase activity. The record is from RefSeq and is a predicted model, not a curated record. Lineage: Eukaryota; Metazoa; Chordata; Aves; Strigiformes; Tytonidae. Gene Ontology annotation, cellular component: cytoplasm; ciliary transition zone; nucleus. The coding region runs from base 462 to 4538 and encodes 1358 amino acids.